This is a messenger RNA of Patella vulgata (common limpet), 3102 nucleotides long. RefSeq names its product sphingomyelin phosphodiesterase A. Bases 327 to 2198 code for a protein of 623 amino acids. Gene Ontology annotation, biological process: sphingomyelin catabolic process. The transcript is spliced from 13 exons. Gene Ontology annotation, molecular function: sphingomyelin phosphodiesterase activity. The record is from RefSeq and is a predicted model, not a curated record. NCBI's taxonomy places the organism in Eukaryota, Metazoa, Mollusca, Gastropoda, Patellidae.
ACUCUGUAAGUCAACCUUGUGUAUUAAUCUGUAGUUAAACAGUGCUUUCAUGGAAGUUAACGUUGUGUGUGCUAAAAGCGUAGUUAAACAGUGUUUUCAGUUUAACGGUAUUACUCUGGAAGUCAACUUUGUGUGCUUAAGCGUAAGUUAACAGUGUUACUCUGGAAGUAAACUUUGUGUGCUAAAACGUAAUUUAACAGUGUUACUCUGGAAGUCAACUUUGUGUGCUAAAAACGUAAUUUAACAGUGUUAUUCUGGAAGUCAACUUUGUGUGCUAAAUCUUAGUUUAAAUAAAUUAUACAUCAUCCGGCUAUAUACAACUAUCAAUGGAUCAAAAUCAAAUACUUAUUCUAGUUCUAGCUGCCACGGCAGCGCUUGUUACAUACAAGCUCACUAAUUUUAACAACCCCCAGGAUGUAAAAAAUGCGAUUCCUAUCUACAACACUGGAUAUAAAAAGACUCCAAGAAGGGGAGAUAAUUCUGUGAACACUGGAGACGUCUGGAUGAGAGCAGCAACAUCUCCCAAUUCAAGUAUUGAGGUUUCAGAUAAUCUUCAGAGAAUUUUAGAGAAAAAAUAUUCCAGAUUUCGGUAUUGUCAUAUAUGUGAGGAGAUUAUUCAAUUGAUCAACAUCCACAUCAAGAGCAAUUCUACAUUCCAGUAUUUUCGAGCACCUGCAGUAGUUCUGUGUAAUAGAGUUUCGCCGCUAGCUGGAUUUGAUCAUUCUAUAUGUAAUGGAAUUAUAGAUACAUACGGCCCACCGCUUUUAUAUGUGGCCGAUCAACUCGUAUUAGACCCGCACACAACUUGUAAAAAAAUGAGUUUCUGCGUUCCUAAAUUAAUUACAAAUCAACAAUCGUCCAAGUUUCACAGUUUUACACAAGACGAACCACAAAUUGAAAUAGUUGACCCCAUGUCACCGAAAAUGACGUCAACCAAGCCAUCAGAGAGAGAUAAACCUACGGAGACUUUAAGGGUUCUACAGAUUUCUGACAUUCAUGUAGACAAAUUUUAUAAACCGGGUUCCCCGUCAAAUUGUGAUAUUUUUCUUUGCUGUCACGAAGAUGUCAAUGGAACGGAGCCAGCUGGUUACUAUGGUGAAUAUAACUGUGAUUUACCCUGGUGGACCGUAGACGUUCUAGUAGACUCGAUCAAACAGAUAGAACCACCACCAGAUUUUAUCAUCUAUACAGGUGAUUCCCCACCACAUGACGUAUGGAAGCAGAAUUGGAAAGGUCAGUUGGCAACUGAUAGAGAUGUUAUUGAUUUUCUCAACGAUAGAUUUGAUGGUAUCAAUAUAUAUCCUACAUUAGGUAACCAUGAAUCAUUUCCGGCCAAUCUCUAUUACUCACCAUUACGAGAUUAUCAAAAACUGAACAAAAGAAGCUUACAUCUAUGGAAGAAACUAUUUCCCUUACCAAAAGAUCAGAAGACUAACAUCAAAGAAGCCGCCUAUUAUACCGCCUUGGUUAAACCAGGUCUUAGGAUCCUUAGUUUUAAUACAAAUUACGGGUACACGUUUAAUUUUUACGCUCUACUGAACUGGAAGAACCCAACUCUAGAUGCCCAGCGAAGAUUUAUGAAAAAGACUUUGACAAAGGCAAAGAUUAACGGUGAAAAGGUUAUUAUAAUUGGUCAUAUACCACCUGGUGAUGUACCUAAUACUUUUGAUGAAUAUGGUCAAUUCUAUACUCAACUGGUUACCAAUUACAGUGACAUUAUCGUUCUUCAGUUAUUUGGUCAUACCCACCGUGACCAGUAUGAAAUGAUUUUACCAGAUCCAACGGAAUCCAUCACGUCAGGUGUUGCUUUUAUAGCGCCAUCUGUAACAACUUUUAUGGGUCAAAAUCCAGCUUAUAGAAUAUAUCAUCUUGAUCCAGUAACUUUUGUACCUGUAGACUACGACCAAUAUUACCUGAAUAUAACAAAAGCUAACGCGGAUCAUAAUCCCGUAGUGGAGAAGUUAUACAGUGCUAAAGAAGAAUACCAAUUGAAAGAUCUCAGUCCGCAAUCAUUCCUAGAACUAUCCAAACGAUUUAAAUCCAACGAAACUUUAGUUCAACGUUACCUAAGAAAUAUGUACGCCGGAAGUGAUGCAAUGGGCGACUGUGAUAUUGGAUGUAAGCAUAUAACAAUUUGUGAGACUUUGUCAUCCAGUCUUACAGCGUGGUUAACAUGUGUUUCAAGUCUUAAUAUAUGAUAUGAUAUUAAUUUUAACAAGAUCUGCCAGGCAGAUAUGAAAGCUUUCAUAUUCACGGUCACUUCCUGUCACAUGUCAUGGGUUAUAUAAAGAAUCACAAUAAGAAAAGAUAAUCAUUAAAAUCAGUCAAAAACUAGCGAAGUUCAUGCGAUUUUUCACCCGUAAACAUCUUUGUCGGCACAAAAAACGUCAAAGGCAAAAUUCGAAAUUAUGACAUUUUAAAAUACCAAAAAUUUGACCCUGAUCCCGGCUAUUGGUAAUAGCAGACGUAUUCUUCAGACUACGGCCUAUUGUGUUCAUUUUCACGUCCGUUAACGUGGAUUCUUCUCUUUUUCAUAAUCAUUUCAAAAUGGUGACCAUAAAUUGACCGAAAUCAAAAUUCGGCUCUGAACGUUUUUUAGGCAUUCCUUCAAGGAUUCAGAAAAUAUAACUCCCAUGUCUGUAAGUAGAAUAUCGCUAAAGCCUUAGGGAUUUUUCACGUUUCAAGAUGGUGGCACUUCCGGUUCGAUUGAUAGACUUCAAAUUUUGUGUACUCAUCAAUAAUGUCUUAGCUAGUACAGAGAAAAAAAUCAAGUCAAUCUGACCUAUAUUAGUAAGAUCUACUUACAUUACAAAGUUCAUGAAAAUUCUGCAAAUAUUAAAGAAGUUGUCAAGUUGGUCUCAACUUCCGGGAUGAAAUCACAGCGACGAAUUUUCGAAAUUCAAAAAUCUGAAAUUGUAGAUGAAAAUGAAGUUUGUCAAGGUAUUUAAAGAAAAAAGAAUUAGUAAAAUAGGUCAAAAAUCCACAAAGUUACGAAUAUGCAUCGUCAGUUUUUUCGUUCGUACAUUUCAGUGAUUUCGAAUUCGUAAAACGUUUGGAAAAUAUAUUUAUGCAAAAGCCAUCACACAAAUGGGUGUGUGUGUG